Messenger RNA from Salvelinus fontinalis (brook trout), 1414 nucleotides. Its product is annotated as serine/arginine repetitive matrix protein 5-like. The annotation marks the transcript as partial. The transcript has 3 exons. The record is from RefSeq and is a predicted model, not a curated record. NCBI's taxonomy places the organism in Eukaryota, Metazoa, Chordata, Actinopteri, Salmoniformes, Salmonidae.
AUGUGGUCUGUCAAACCUCCAUCUGGAGAGCUGCUGGCCCAGGACCUCCUCAACCUCAGACCAGGUGUAACCACGCCAGCCCAGGACCUCCUCAACCUCAGACCAGGUGUAACCACGCCAGCCCAGGACCUCCUCAACCUCAGACCAGGUGUAACCACGCCAGCCCAGGACCUCCUCAACCUCAGACCAGGUGUAACCACGCCAGCCCAGGACCUCCUCAACCUCAGACCAGGUGUAACCACGCCAGCCCAGGACCUCCUCAACCUCAGACCAGGUGUAACCACGCCAGCCCAGGACCUCCUCAACCUCAGACCAGGCUUAACCACGCCAGCCCAGGACCUCCUCAAUCUCAGACCAGGCCCACGGGCACCACGCAGGUCACGCAGGUCACGCAGGCCACGGAGGUCACACAGGUCACGCAGGUCACGGGCACCACGCAGGUCACGGGCACCACGCAGGUCACGGGCACCACGCAGGUCACGGAUGUCACGCAGGUCACGGGCACCACGCAGGUCACGGGCACCACGCAGGUCACGGAGGUCACGCAGGUCACGGGCACCACGCAGGUCACGGGCACCACGCAGGUCACGGAGGUCACGCAGGUCACGGGCACCACGCAGGUCACGGAGGUCACGCAGGUCACGGGCACCACGCAGGUCACGGAGGUCACGCAGGUCACGGGCACCACGCAGGUCACGGGCACCACGCAGGUCACGGAGCCUACGCAGGUCACGGGCACCACGCAGGUCACGGGCACCACGCAGGUCACGGAGGUCACGCAGGUCACGGGCACCACGCAGGUCACGGGCACCACGCAGGUCACGGGCACCACGCAGGUCACGGAGGUCACGCAGGUCACGGGCACCACGCAGGUCACGGGCACCACGCAGGUCACGGAGGUCACGCAGGUCACGGGCACCACGCAGGUCACGGGCACCACGCAGGUCAAGGGCACCACGCAGGUCACGGAGGUCACGCAGGUCACGCAGGUCACGGAGGUCAUGGAGGUCACGCAGGUCACGCAGGUCACGGGCACCACGCAGGUCACGGAGGUCACGGCGGUCACGCAGGUCACGGAGAUCACGGAGGUCACGGAGGCCACGCAGGUCACGCAGGCCACGCAGGUCACGCAGGUCACGGGCACCACGCAGGUCACGGAGGUCACGCAGGUCACGCAGGUCACGGGCACCACGCAGGUCACGCAGGUCACGCAGGUCACAGAGGUCACGCAGGUCACGGAGGUCACGCAGGUCACGGAGGUCACGCAGGUCACGCUUGUCACGCAGGUCACGGAGGUCACGCAGGCCACGCAGGUCACGCAGGCAACGCAGGCCACGCAGGUCACGCAGGUCACGCAGGCCACGCAGGUCACGGAGGUCACGGAGGUCACGCAGGUCACGCAGGUCACUAGCAA